AUGCUUGAAAGUGAUAGCAUACCACAUGAUCCAACUUUUAAACGAAUGUAUAAUAUUAUUCAUAUUGACGAAAAAUGGUUCUACAUGACUAAAAAGUCUGAGAAUUACUACUUGUUACCAGAUGAAGAGGAUCAAAUCCGCACAUGUAAGAGCAAAAACUUUAUUACAAAAAUUAUGUUUCUAGUUGCCUUAGCUCGUUCGCAAUUUGAUGCGCAAAGAAAUGAGAUUUUUUCUAGAAAAAUUAGUAUGUUUCCUUUUAUUACGAAAGAGCCCGCUAAAAGGACAAGUAUUGACAGAAAAACGGACACAUUAGAGACAAAACUAAUUAUUUUAGUAAAAAGAGAUGUUAUAAGAUUAUAUUUGAUUGAUAAAUUUUUACCCGCCAUUAGAGAAAAAUGGCCAAGAGAGGAUAUUGGAAAUCCAAUUUUUAUUCAACAAGACAAUGCAAGAGUGCACGUCAAAGACGAUGAUGAUGAAUUUCGUCAAGCGGCUACAAAAGAUGGAUUUGAUAUUCGUUUGAUGAGUCAAUCUCCAAAUUCACCAUAUUUAAAUAUUUUAGAUCUUUGA
Molecule: messenger RNA, 567 nt
Organism: Lathyrus oleraceus (garden pea)
Lineage: Eukaryota; Viridiplantae; Streptophyta; Magnoliopsida; Fabales; Fabaceae
Exons: 1
Coding region: 1-567 (188 amino acids)
Molecular function (GO): nucleic acid binding
Source: RefSeq, a predicted model, not a curated record